Rubroshorea leprosula is the source of this 1688-nucleotide messenger RNA. NCBI's taxonomy places the organism in Eukaryota, Viridiplantae, Streptophyta, Magnoliopsida, Malvales, Dipterocarpaceae. The record is from the annotation of a GenBank genome assembly.
CUCCUCCUCCAUCCUCUCUGUCUCGCGGUGGCGAUUCGGAACUCGCUAACACGAUUCGUCGAUCCGCGCAAUCAACGUUGGAGCGAAAUUUCUGACGAGAUUAGAAAGGACGACUGUUAAUCUCGCCCUUUUUUUUUUUUUUUUUCUUGAAGAUUUUAUUUCGUUGGGAUUGUUGUAAUUGAGCAAUUAAUUAAUCGAGGCGGGAGCCGUUAUUUUUUUGAAUGGCUUCGAGUUUUGAUCGGUGGGAGAAGGAUCCUUUCUUCUAUGCAGCGGAGGAGGUUCAAGAAUCUGCAGACAGGAUGGAGUCUACCUAUAGAACAUGGCUUCAUGCAAAAAAGGACACUUCUGAUACGUGGAAGUUUGAGGAACUACGCAGGGAUCUAAAUACCACCCUUGGCACAACCAAAUGGCAGCUAGAGGAGUUUGAAAAGGCUGUCCAAUCAAGUUACAAAGGAUGCUCCAGCGAGGGUGCAAAAGAUAGGCAUCUUCAAUUUAUUGCUGCUAUUGAGGACCAAAUUGCAAAUAUUGAAAAAUCAUUGCGGGAAUCAGCCCUUUCAGAUGGCAAAACAACACUUCCUUGGGUGCAGUUAGACAAAGGUGAACGAGAUGAACUCGCUUGGUUCCUGUCAGCACCAUCACAGUCUGAGGACAAUAAAGAUUCUAACAGAAAUGGCAAGGAUAAUGAAAUCCCACAAGAAAUGGAAAAAGAACCAGUGUCUAAUUCCUUAAAGAAUUCAAGACGUUCAGUUGAUUGGGGUUCUUCAGAAGCUAGGGGUGAGAAGUCGCAUGGGCAUAGGAGGACAGCUAGUGCUAGUGCUGACAUUGGUGAUUGGCAAAUUGUAAUUGCUGAUGCUGGUUUCCAGCACAAUCCUGCCAAGGGGCAGCCUCCUCUUCCACCAAGAAAAAUACCAAGUUUCUCUAGAUUCCUAAAUUCCAUGGAAACUGCAUCAAAGUUGAAGUGGUCAAUGAAUGGUGCUAAGAAGUGGAAGGCAGUAGACUGCCAACAAGAGACUGAUCUGGAAUUAUUGCGAUCUCCUCAGAUGACUAGGGGCAUCAAUGCAUGCUGUGAAAAAAGUAAGAGUAGCCUAGGCUGCGAUGAUUGUUAUGAUAAGCAACUGCAUCGCUGGUAUGGAGCCAUUCAGAGGCAGCUUCAAAGGUCUCAGUAUCAAGUGCAACACAGUCGGGUUAUUAAAAUAGCCUUUUCAAUUGUCCUCUUCAUUUGCCUAAUUGUUUUACUCGCAAUUGAGUUUUGACUUCAAUGGAGAACAAAGGUUGUGCAAUUACAGUUAGGAUCCAAGUUUUCCAUACUAGUUAUGCAACAAAACGACGGCUCAUUUGACCGACGGACACCACCCCCACCCCCCAAACUUUGGCUGUGCACUGUAUCUUGUAUUCCCCUUCCAAUUUUGAUUUCCUGAUGAAGGGGCAACUUCCGUUGUAUUAUUAAGGAGCCCAUCAAUGGCAGAGAAGCUAGACCAAGGUUUCAGUCCAAGAAUGUUACCUUGAAAAUGUUGAUGUUGUAAUAUAUUAUCCUUUUUCUCUCCCCUCAUUGGAUCUGAAACUUUUAUUCUUGUAUCCAAUUCAAUUUUCUUACCAUAUCAAAUUCAGAUUUCGCUCGUGUACUUUCUACAGCGGUUGUUUCAUGUUUGUGAAAUAUAACAUUUGGCAAGUAAACAAUUUAACGCAUA